Molecule: messenger RNA, 345 nt
Organism: Saprolegnia parasitica CBS 223.65
Lineage: Eukaryota; Oomycota; Saprolegniomycetes; Saprolegniales; Saprolegniaceae
Exons: 2
Coding region: 22-279 (85 amino acids)
Biological process (GO): iron-sulfur cluster assembly
Cellular component (GO): mitochondrion; L-cysteine desulfurase complex
Source: RefSeq, a predicted model, not a curated record
AAUUCAUUUCGAGCAAGCACGAUGGCGCAACAGCAGAAGGUCCUGAGCUUGUACCGCACGAUGCUGCGCCAAGCCGCCCAGUACGAGAACUACACGUUCCGCUCGUACGCGCAGCGCCGUAUCAAGGCCGACUUCCACGCCAAGAAGAGCGCCGCCGCCGCCGACGCCGAAGCUGCCUUGGCGUUUGGCCACGAGCAGCUCGCGAUCCUCCGGCGACAGGUCGCCAUCAGCAAGUUGUACCCUGGCGAGAAGUCUGUCAUGGAAGGCGUCCGCAACUAGUAACCUAAAUCGCAUCGCGCGUAUUGUCCGUGACCCUGCCACGCCUACCGCACCCCUGCACGCUGC